Pediculus humanus corporis (human body louse) is the source of this 1038-nucleotide messenger RNA. Its product is annotated as Cellular tumor antigen p53, putative. Gene Ontology annotation, molecular function: DNA-binding transcription factor activity, RNA polymerase II-specific; RNA polymerase II cis-regulatory region sequence-specific DNA binding. Gene Ontology annotation, biological process: apoptotic process; regulation of transcription by RNA polymerase II. Gene Ontology annotation, cellular component: nucleus. The transcript has 7 exons. The record is from RefSeq and is a predicted model, not a curated record. Bases 1 to 1038 code for a protein of 345 amino acids. Lineage: Eukaryota; Metazoa; Arthropoda; Insecta; Psocodea; Pediculidae.
AUGGCCAGUUGGUAUUCAUGUAGAACGAAUGAAAGUCUCGAAAGAGAAGAAUCAGACAUAUUAAAUCCUGAAGAAUUUCAACAUGUUCUAGAAUAUGAACCGCCAGUUUUAAACGAGACCAAAAUAUAUUGUCAACCUAGUUUGCCAUCAGCAGAUUCAACUUUUGUCAACAAUACAAAUUCUACUUCAACAGGACCACUUCCAGCUCGAGAAGAUUAUCCAGGACCAUUUGCCUUUUCAGUAUUAUUAGACGGUGUGGAAUCAACAAAAAAUAAAUGGACGUAUUCCACAAUGCUCAACAAACUUUACAUAGUUUGGGAUAAAAUCAUACCAAUUCAAUUUAAAUGGAUUCCAUCUGAACCGAAUUUUGUUGUGAGAGCUUUGCCCGUAUAUACGGAUGCUCAAGAUAUGAAAUUAGCCGUUAAAAGAUGUUUGAUACAUUUAAAUGCCAGCGAUCCUACGAACGAGGGGUUCGAACAUGUCAAACACGUCAUACGAUCCGAUAAUCCUGGCGUCUACUACGAAGAAAAUCAGGAAUCCGAAAGAUGCAGCGUUGUCGUUCCAUUGGGAGAACUUCAACCUGGAACAGGAACCGUAACGGUCACUUAUAAAUUUAUGUGUAAGACGACAUGCGUUACGGGAAUGAUGAGGAGGCCCAUCACUGUAUUGUUUACUUUAGAAAGACCGAAUGGGGAAGUAGUCGGGAGGCAAAAAUUAAACGUAAAAAUAUGUUCUUGUCCGAAAAGGGAUAUGCAAAAAGAUGAAAGUUCUGCGAAUGAAAAACAAGAGGAAGGUCGUAAACGUCCUUUGGCAUUGGCAUCAACGUCGAAAAGGAUGAAAACCGAAGACGAGGAAGAGGAAUUUCAUCUCGACAUGGUGAUUGAAAACAAAGACACGUACAAAUGCAUAUUGGAAAGCAUGCAUGCCGCCAUAUUGCGAAUCAUGAGAAUGACGCAAAAAACUCAUUCGAGUUAUUCCGAACUUACAAAAUUACUCAGGGAUGUCGAAACAAGACUUAGUCGUCUCAUCGAUUCAUAA